AUGUGGUCUUGUUCAGGCCAACGACCCACAGGCCUCCACGGCCGGACUCUAACCCAUGCAGCGUUUGCAGCCAUGGCAACCGCAGACAGUCUACGAAACGAGCUCAGGACACGGCAUGACCCUCGGGCCACAACAGACCCUAAAACUCAUUUCCACCUCCAGUGUCCCACCUCCCCACCAACAGGUCCGGGGACGGAGGAGACCAAGUUCGACUCCGCCCGAGGGUGUCAGUUCGAGGCCGCAGUCCGGCUUUAA
Molecule: messenger RNA, 255 nt
Organism: Protopolystoma xenopodis
Lineage: Eukaryota; Metazoa; Platyhelminthes; Monogenea; Polystomatidea; Polystomatidae
Source: the annotation of a GenBank genome assembly